Messenger RNA from Acanthosepion pharaonis, 786 nucleotides. Lineage: Eukaryota; Metazoa; Mollusca; Cephalopoda; Sepiida; Sepiidae. The record is from the annotation of a GenBank genome assembly.
AUGCCUUUAUCUACAAAGCGGGAUUCCUCUCUGUGGCGAAGCGUAUCGCAUUGGCCCUUUCAAAGGGAUUCGACUUUGCAAUCAAUCAUAUUUAUCUAUUCAUCCAGAAUUUCUAAUCUAUCCUCUUUCCUUCCUUCAUUUCUAUCUAUCUAUCUAUCUAUCUAUCUAUCUAUCUAUCUAUCUAUCUAUCUAAAUCUGGUUCUUUAUUUAUUUAUUUAUCAGUCUGUUCACAUCUAUCUAUCUAUCUAUCUAUCUAUCUAUCUAUCUAUCUAUCUAUCUAUCGAAAUCUCUUCAUUAUCUAUCUAUUUUAGACUAUUUUAUCUAUCUUUCUAUCCCAUCAGGUUCUUUCUUUCUUUCUUUCUUUCUUUCUUUCUUUCUUUCUUUCUUUCUUUCUUUCUUUUCUCAGUCUGUUCUAUCUAUCUAUCUAUCUAUCUAUCUAUCUAUCUAUCUAUCUACCAUAGUUAUGAUCUUUUAUGUCAUUUGCAUGUCUUUCCUUUUUCUUCUUUCUUUUUUCCUUUCAUUAUCAUUUCCUCUCUUUCUUUCUUUCUUUUUUUUGUCUCUUUUUUACUCGGCUUCACUUGUAGACAUUUUUCUUAUAUACUUUCUCUAAAUUUCAUUUGGCUUUUCGUUCUUUCUUUCUUUCUUUCUUUUUUCUUUAAUUUCUUUCUUUCUUUAUCGCGUUUUUUUUUCUACAUUUCUUUCAUUCCUUUUUCUUGUCUACUUUUUUCUUUCUUUCUUAAUCUCGGCUUUCUUUCGUUUGUCUUCCUUGUCUACUUUUUCUUAUAA